Messenger RNA from Hirsutella rhossiliensis, 1392 nucleotides. Its product is annotated as b-block binding subunit of TFIIIC domain-containing protein. Lineage: Eukaryota; Fungi; Ascomycota; Sordariomycetes; Hypocreales; Ophiocordycipitaceae. The coding region runs from base 1 to 1392 and encodes 463 amino acids. Gene Ontology annotation, cellular component: transcription factor TFIIIC complex. Gene Ontology annotation, molecular function: DNA binding. The transcript is spliced from 3 exons. The record is from RefSeq and is a predicted model, not a curated record. Gene Ontology annotation, biological process: 5S class rRNA transcription by RNA polymerase III; transcription initiation at RNA polymerase III promoter.
AUGGCAUGGGAGCUUGAGGGACUGAUUGCGCAUCUGCUGAUGCUCAUAUCUUGCGCCGGCGAACACGGCUGUUCUGUGCGAGAGCUCCUGGGAGCCAUCGGUGACUCAUUGGCCCCCUCGGGCUCUUCAUCUCAAGAUGCCCAAAACGCCCCGCCAGAUCGGGCAGCUUCAGAAGUGUGGACGUGGCUGGUACGGAGGAGCGAUGUGUCGGUUGGCCAUGGGAGAGAGCAUAAUCACCUCUCCUUGCCCGAGCUCCUGUCCCUACCACAGCUCCACCCCCUGGCGAGCAACGGUCCCCAGGCCAAGGGCGACGAAGGCGCAACCCGGGCUCAGGAAUGCAUACAAAACGGCUCGAAUUCAAGCCCGGAGGACGCCAUUAGGGUUCGAACCUCGGAGGCGACCAUGUGGGAGGCCAUCACCGGGCACGCAGUCGAUCACAAGCGUGUUCCUCGAUCCGAAUGGCUCUUGCUUCUCGGCAUAGCAUCCAGCAAGUCAGAGGGCAUCUUGCAGGGAGACUUGGGCCGUCUCGUCGACCAGGAUAAGCGCUCCGUUCCCAAACGCACAGAUGCCCUCGUUAAGAAAGGCUACAUCGUCAAAAGAACGACACUCAUCAGGGGCACCAAGACGAGCAAAAUGUGGCUGAGAUCGCUCGUGCCGCCUUUGCCCAGAGAGAGCGACCCUGCCGAGGAGCCCAAGGCCGACAUGAACCUAUCGCGACAGACACUGGCCGAAAAUCUCGACCCAGUCCCCUGGCGCAUCCGCUGGACCGGCCCGGAUAUCGACUACAAGGCCUUGGCCACCACAAUCAUGGCCGUUGCCAAGGAAUGGGAUGUCAUACGCGUUAGGGACCUCAAGGAAAAGCUGGGCGUUCUGGGUAUGCGCUGGCAGAUGAAGAUUGUGUCCAAAACCUGCCGGUUUCUGAACUCGCGCGGCGCGAUCCAGUACGUUGCCGCCAAACUCGAGAAUCGGGUGUUCAAGGACUGUGUCAAGUUCACUCGAGAUAUGACGGCCGAGGACUGGUCAAUAUACUUGUCGACGGGCAAGCACCCCGGGAAACCAGCCAGAGGCAGCGAACACAUCAUGAGCGACGAGGACAAUGGCAACGAGCGGCUCAGCAUGCAGCGGGCCCACAACGCUCGCCUGAGCAUGUGCCCCCCUUGGUCUAUGGACAAGCCACUGCCGCAAGCGAUCGCGAGGACGGUGCAGUCUCUCGGGGACCACGGUUUAUCCAAUCCCGACAUUUACAUGUUGACGCUUGGUGCCACCUUCAACCGCUUCCUCUCGUCCAUGACUGGAUCUUUGUCGACGACGGACCUUCAACCCCUGCACCUCCGACACUUGCAGAUGAGAAAUGAGCACAUCCGCACCGGGAAAGUCGCGUCACCCGGUUGA